This is a messenger RNA of Rubroshorea leprosula, 1558 nucleotides long. NCBI's taxonomy places the organism in Eukaryota, Viridiplantae, Streptophyta, Magnoliopsida, Malvales, Dipterocarpaceae. The record is from the annotation of a GenBank genome assembly.
CGACCUAAUCCCCCUAUUUAUACGCCGUCUCAUCUACACCCUCACUCACUCCUUACUCGUUACUGAUUCUCUGGUCAUCGCCAUGUUUACUUUGAGCCCAAGAAAACGAAAAAACGACGGCCGGACCUCCACUGGCACCGACCCAGUGACCAAGAAGAUCAAGUGCACCUCCGUCUCAGAGCUCAUCGCUCAGUUUUCCUACUCCCGCUUGCUCAAUCGGAAGUUCUCCCCCCAAUUCGUCCGUGAAAGCGUCGACUUUGUGUCGUCGACUCUGUUCAGAACCCUACCGGUAUUCUCCGUCGACCACUACAUUGAUUUGGCGCCGGUGGGAUUGUGUGUUAAGAAGCGUGAGGUUGUGCUCUCAUGGUUUGAGUAUCCGGAAUGGCCCUGCCUGGAAUCGGCGUAUAGGUUUCUCAUCAAAUUGGUGGUCACGCAUAAGACGGACCCGAGAUCAGCAAGAGUUUUUAUCCGACGGUCGUUCGUGGAGAAGUUGCUGGGUCUGUUCCAUUCCGAGGACGAGAGGGAACGUGGGGCUUUGGAAACUUUGCUCACCUGCAUCUACAACAAGUUUACAGAUCAUCGGAAGUUCAUCAGAAACAGAGUGUUCGACAUAAUCCGGCGAGUUAAUGACAAAAAUUCAGCGAAGCACAAUGGAAUUCCGCAACUGUUGUUUUUCUUGGGAGGUAUCGUGAAAGAUUUGGACCGUUCCAGAAUAGACGAAGAGUUCGGCGCCUCCGGUCAGUUUCCGUUGCGAGCUCUGGUUCCUCUGUUCCGAUCGAAGUGGGUUCUUAUGUUCUAUCCGCAAUUAAUAGGCUGCAUUGUAGAAUUCGUGAAGAAGGACCAGAAGAUUGCUGAUAGGGUCAUCCUGGGCAUACUAAGCAGCUGGCCCUUAACGGCAGACGAUCCAAGAGAGUGCAUCUUUUUGGAUGCGGUGGCGGGGGUUUUUCAGUGGGCGAAACCGGCCGGGUUUCAGCGCUGCAUAGCGCCGGUGUUACAGCAGGUUGAGCGUUGCUUGAGCAGCCCGCUGUUCCUGGUGGUAGAAAGGGCUUUGUCUCUUCUGCAAGUGGUAAUUGUUGAGGCGGUUAAAGUUAGACUGCCGAUCAAGCGGAAAGUUGAAGCUAUACUGCCGACCGUCUUCCAGGGUUUGGUAAAAGUUACCAUGAAACAUUGGCGAGGGAAAACAAGACGGUUGGGGAAGAAAAUGUGCAAGGGCUUGUUUCCAUUACUUAUCCGGCCAGAACAGAAUACCUCUGCAACUCCGAUGACAGCUUCAGCUUCAUUAAUGGGUGCUACAAGAAUGGAAAUAGAUCAAUAUCCUUCUACAGCAGCAAUUCAACUGGAACUCCCUGUUUAUUAUUAUCUGGCAAUCUGAGGACUUUCACAAAUUUUGGUAAUGCCACUCUACAUAGUCCUUAUCUUGGCUAUGAACUUCAAUCCAAGAUUUCUCUUGACGUUUAUAGGAAACAGAUUAGCCUUAACCUGCUAAGUAAUUGUCAAGGGUUUAUUCUUUCAGGUAUAUGUAUAAAGGUUAAGUUGUAAAUAAAGAUGAUGUCUAUAU